AUGAAGAAAAACUUUAGGAAUAAAGAGAAAGUCAAGGUUGCUAUUAGGCUAAGACCCUACAUUGACCAAGACCUUCCGAAUAAUAUUGGCCUUGAAGAGCAAAUGGUUCAAGACCGUCACAUUCUUUAUGUACAGGAUGACUGCACAGUUGUGACGAACGCGAAAGUGAAAUAAAGCGCACAGGUUUGAUAAGGUACUUGACGAAGAAGUUACCCAGCAAGAUCUUUAUGAAGAAUGUGAAAUUGACAAGUAUGUCGAUCAUGUCGUUGAAGGCUACAAUGCGACUAUAUUCGCCUUUGGCCAGACUGGGUCAGGAAAAACCUUUACAAUGGAAGGGUAUAAGUAUAAAAUGAGCGAAACUCUUAAUGGAUUUUCUCAGUUUGAAUCAACCCCAGUAGCUAUGACUAGACAGAAUGAGAAUGUUGGAAUUAUCCCCAGAAUUGUUAGCGAGCUAUAUGAGAAAAUUGAGAGAGUGGAGUUUAAGAAGUAUAGAAUUUACUGCUCUUACCUCCAGAUUUAUCAGGAGAAAAUCUAUGAUCUUCUCAAUCCUCUCCAUUCAAGAAAGGAUUAUUUGCAAUCUAAUAAUAAUCAGCAGCCUGAAGGACUAAAACUUCAUUUUGAUGUGAGAAAUGACAGAUUCAAUGUAGAUAAUCUUUAUAAGUUCGAAUGUAAGAAUGUCAAAGAGCUGAUGAACUACUUCCAUUAUGGGCUCAAGAACAAAAUCAUGUCCUCUCACGCACUUAAUGAAGCGAGUUCAAGGUCUCAUUGUAUUCUGUCGAUUACAGUCGAAUCUAUUGAAAGAGAAAAUCCUGAUAAUAUAAUAGUAAGUACAAUGCAAUUGGUUGACCUUGCUGGGUCUGAGCGCUCAAGCCAGACUCUUAACCUUGAUCUGGGUGAGUAUAAGAGCACUAAAUUGAAGAAAGAAGCUAUUGAUAUUAACAAAUCUUUAUUUACCCUUCGACAAGUAGUUUCAAUGCUGAAUAGGUCUGAUGGAGGAAAGGGGAAAUAUAUCCCAUAUCGGGAAUCUAAGCUGACAAGUUUGUUAAAACAUAGUCUUGGAGGGAACAGUUUCUGCCUAAUGAUCGCCUGUAUCUCGCCUAGUAGUAAAUUCUUUAACGAGAAUAUCAGUACUCUUACGUAUGCUUCAAAGGCCUCUUGAAUUUCAAAUAAGCCUAUUAAGAAUCAUGAUCCGAAGAAUAAGGUCAUCUCGGGGCUGAAGAAGGAAGUCCAGUCGCUUAGGAGCCAGCUGAUGAUGGCUCAUAAUUUAAUGGGUAAGAGCAACAACGUCUGCAGUAAGUGUGGCAAAUAGUUUGUCAGAAACAGAGGAAGAGAGCAUUGAUUCUCUGCCUAAUAUGACAUCUGAGCUACAAGAAAACAUUAAUUCCUCUGCAGUUACACCAGCAAGUAGACUACACAAUGCAGAUGGGAAGAAUAACCCAGAACUAGCACUCUCCCGGUUUAACAGUGAGAAACAACCUAAGCUUCCGGAUUUCAAGAAAAUGUUUGAGAAAAAUGAAACGAUGAUGGACAAAAUGACUGAAGAUCUUAUGUCCCUUAAAGAAAUAAUGUCUGCUCAGAACAAACUGGGCUUAUUCGAGAGAAUCCUCCUUAGUGCUAAAAUGGUCAAGAAUGUAUUGAAACGGAAUUUAGAGCUCAACAAGGACUACAUGGAUCAUACACUUCAAAUAGAUGAUCUUCAGAAGAAAUUAUCCCAGUUCCAGCUGGAAAAUGAAGAUAUUAGAGACCGGCUUAGUAUCAUGGAAGCUCUGACCGGUACGGAUUCCUACUACAUCCAGAUGAACUACUCCUCAGUAAAGGAUGAGUUCACAGCCGAUAUGAGUAAGAACAAGAAGGAUAAGCUUGGCAUGCUAAACCAGGACAAGAUGAUUGCUCUCAUAUAUGAAUUUAAUAAGGAAAACUCUAUUCUAAAGAAAAGAAUCGAGAGGAUGGAAAAGAAAAAGAUCAAGAACAAGUUCAUGCAGAUCAAUGACGGCAUGAGCUCUACCGCUUAUUCUAACCAUAAUAUAGGCCAUAACAAGGGUAAGUUCAAGUAUGGCCAUACGAGUGACAAAAUUUUGGAAGAUGCUGAUGACGAUCAGAGCUAUGCAAGAGGGUACAAGUGAAGUUCCUCUCCCAAGUUCGCUGAAAGGCAUUGUGAUGCUGAGCCAGUGAGAUGAGUCAUCGAUGCUGCAGAGAUAAAUCACAAUUUGAAUAGGAGCGGAUAUCAUAAGAAUAGCAGCUAUCAGCUCGAGCCAUUAAGUGGUAAGAAGAAAACCAAGAAUCACCUUGGGAGAAGAGAUAAACUAAUAAAGGAUACGAGAGGAAUUGAUUUCAGACAAUUUGAUACUAUAAAUAGUAGCCUUAUGAACUAUGAAGAUAUGGAUUCACAGAUAAAUCUUGAAAAGAGUAAUAUAAAGAGGAAUAUGACUGCUAUAAGGACAAAAAACCCUAAUUCCCAUUCUAAUCAGUCAAUUUACAAUAUAGCUCCUGAGGACAUUCAGUCAAAUCUUCUGUCCAAAUUCAAGAAGAGAAAACCCCAGAGCAUCAUGGGUAAGUUACCUCCCACUAAGAAGUCAAAAACAAGGAUAAAGAAUUAUCGUCGGCAACUGAACAAUUAUCAGUAA
Moneuplotes crassus is the source of this 2624-nucleotide messenger RNA. Lineage: Eukaryota; Ciliophora; Spirotrichea; Euplotida; Euplotidae. The record is from the annotation of a GenBank genome assembly.